Molecule: messenger RNA, 1600 nt
Organism: Tarenaya hassleriana
Lineage: Eukaryota; Viridiplantae; Streptophyta; Magnoliopsida; Brassicales; Cleomaceae
Product: autophagy-related protein 18a
Exons: 4
Coding region: 69-1382 (437 amino acids)
Biological process (GO): protein localization to phagophore assembly site; protein lipidation; autophagy of mitochondrion
Cellular component (GO): phagophore assembly site membrane; cytosol; extrinsic component of membrane
Molecular function (GO): protein binding; phosphatidylinositol-3,5-bisphosphate binding; phosphatidylinositol-3-phosphate binding
Source: RefSeq, a predicted model, not a curated record
CGUUUAAUUCCUUCUCAUCUUCUUCUUCUCCACGUCCACGCCACGCUUUCAUCCGACGUCUUUCUCUCAUGGCUACCGUCUCCGCUUUCUCCUCUCCUCCCUGGCCAAACCCUAAUCCCAAUUCUAAUCCUAAUUCUGCCUCCGCCUCGGAUCGUGACGAAGCCGCCGACUCUCUCGAUUCCUUCUCCUCCAUGACUCUCCAGGACGAGGAGCUCACUCGGAAUUCCGACAGGCAACUGGAUCCCAACAGGGACCUCAACGUCCAGACGGCCCUCUCUCCGCCGCAGCAUCUCAUCCCGAAUUUACCGGCUACGCCGCCGCCUUCCCUGCUCUAUCUCUCCUUCAACCAGGAUCACGCUUGCUUCGCUUCCGGCAGCGAUCGUGGGUUCCGGAUCUAUAAUUGUGACCCGUUUCGCGAGAUCUUCCGGAGGGAUUUCGAUCGCGGCGGUGGAGUCGGUGUGGUGGAGAUGCUUUUCCGAUGCAAUAUUCUGGCCCUCGUCGGCGGUGGUCAGGAGCCGCAGUAUCCACCCAAUAAGGUCAUGAUAUGGGACGAUCAUCAGAGCCGCUGCAUCGGUGAGCUCUCCUUCAGGUCAGAUGUCAGAGCGGUCCGGCUCAGGAGGGAUCGGAUCAUCGUGGUUCUCGAGCAGAAGAUAUUUGUGUAUAACUUCGCUGACCUGAAGCUGAUGCAUCAAAUCGAGACCAUCAAGAACCCUAAAGGCCUGUGCGCCGUUUCUCAGGGAGCUGGUUCGAUGGUACUCGUAUGCCCUGGUUUGCAGAAGGGUCAAGUUCGGGUCGAACAUUACGCGUCGAAGCGGACCAAGUUCAUCAUGGCUCAUGAUUCUCGGAUUGCUUGUUUCGCGCUAACGCAAGACGGGCACUUGUUAGCCACGGCGAGCUCCAAAGGCACUUUGGUUCGGGUGUUUAACACCGCGGAUGGUACCUUGCUCCAAGAGGUUAGGAGGGGUGCAGAUAGAGCUGAGAUCUAUAGUCUGGCAUUCUCUGCAAAUGCCCAGUGGUUAGCAGUCUCGAGUGAUAAAGGAACAGUCCACGUUUUCAGUCUCAAAGUCAACUCCGGGUCUCAAGUGAACGACACAUCCCGAACUGCAGUGGAUGCUGCCACUCACUCCCCUUCUUCACCGUCCUCGUCUCUCUCGUUACUCAAAGGAGUGUUGCCAAAGUAUUUCAGCUCAGAGUGGUCAGUGGCUCAGUUCCGGCUGGUGGAAGGAUCUCAAUACAUUGUAGCAUUUGGUCAUCAGAAAAACACCGUUGUAAUUCUUGGCAUGGAUGGGAGCUUCUACAGAUGCCAGUUUGAUCCCGUUCAUGGAGGAGAGAUGACUCAGCUCGAGUACCACAACAUCCUGAAGCCACCUUCUGUUUUCUAAUGCCAUUUCAUUUCUGUUAUUGUUUUCUUUUUGUUCUCUCUUCUCUCCCUGUUAUUAUAUGCUGCUGCUAUGGUACAUGUAUGGUUCCCCAUCUUCUCGAGAUGGGCAUACCGUAAAUGUGGAUAUGUGUGUAUAUAUGGGCGUAUAUUUGUAAAUCUCGUCGCUAACCAUGAUGCAGUUUUCCAUUUCCAAUUUACUCUUGGAGCUCUUUUGCACUC